AUGGGCCGGGCGUGCGAGUUGAACCGGGUGCGGCCCAGGCGCCCGCCUGAUCAAGGUUGCGUCGAGCUCAAGUCAAUUCAAUUUGGAUCUCUGCUACCGCGACUGCGGCGUUUUCCUUGGCGAAAGGCGGGACCAGCGUUGGCAUCUUCCUCCGUCGAGCUCUUAUCACUGCGGCGUUUUACUCGGCGAACGGUGCAUGCUGCGGCUUCCUCUCCGUCGGCGAACGGUGACAGCGCCCGGUAUCUCUAUCUUAGUCCUCCUCCUCCUCCUUGGCCGUCGCACAAUCCCUUCUCCUCCCUCCUCCUCCCUCUUCCCCCUUUCGGCGCAGCUCUCCCGCUUCCCCGACACCAUCCUCCUCCUCCCUCCUCCCUCUUUCACCCGGUCAGCGCAGCCCCCCGCCCCUCUCUCCCGCUUUCGUCGCAAGCUCGCCCCCUUCCCCGGCACCAUCCUUCUCCUCCUUCCUCCCUCUUCCCUCUUCCCCCCAAUUUUUCUUCGUUUUUCUUCCUCGACACCAUCCUCGCCCUCCCUUCUCGUUCCUCCUCCCUCCUCCCUCUUCCCCCUGUUCAUCGCAGUCCCUCGACCCCUCGCCUCGUCGCAACCCCCUUCGCAGGCCCCUUCUUCCUCUUCCCCUCCUCGUCGCUGCUCCCAGACCACAGCCCCGUCUUCUUCCUCCUCCUCACUCCUCCUUUCUGUAUUUGUGACUGCUCUGGUUCACUGACCUCAGAUUGUGAGUUUUAUCAGUCUCAGAUGUUCAAUGUUCUGAAAAUGCGUGCAUGUCAUGUACGAGAAUUUACUUUGGGGAAAUAG
Musa acuminata AAA Group (dessert banana) is the source of this 807-nucleotide messenger RNA. Its product is annotated as pollen-specific leucine-rich repeat extensin-like protein 1. The record is from RefSeq and is a predicted model, not a curated record. NCBI's taxonomy places the organism in Eukaryota, Viridiplantae, Streptophyta, Magnoliopsida, Zingiberales, Musaceae. The coding region runs from base 1 to 807 and encodes 268 amino acids. The transcript is spliced from 3 exons.